AUGUCUCGGACCACAAACCCUUUAGACGACAAGCUGUCCGUCCUCUGGCGUUCAGCCUGUGACGGCUAUGCCAGAGAAACCGGUAUCGCACUCAGCGACGGCGACUUCCCCCAGAUCCACGGUCCUGAGGAUCUGUCCCGACAGUUAGACGCAGAGAGGGACCAUUUUGAAGACUUCCGGACGAAGAAACGCCCGCUCUUGCACGCGAUGCAGGCAGUUGUGGCGCCCUUUGAGAACUGGGGCUAUCUGAUCGCGGGUGCAGCCUCCGCAGCUUUCCCACCAGCUGGUUCCAUCAUGGGCGCCAUGCUGCUUCUGGUUCGGGGUGCCCGCAGGGUCAGUGAAUCGUUUGAAAUGCUUACGGGCUUGUUUCACAGACUCGGGCAUUUUGCUCUCCGGCUGGACUCGUAUAGGGGCGUUCCUCUCAGCGAGGGAAUGAAGACGAUUAUAGUCAAUGUCCUGGUUAAUUUUCUCCGUGUCUGCGCAGUCUCGCAGAAUCUACUGAGUCGGGGGUCGCUCAGGGCAAGGCUUACAAAAUGGACGAAGAACGUCCUGGUUGAAGAUACAUCGAUUAGCUCGCUGCUGGGCCAGCUGGAGGAGUUAACGAGCCAGGAGCACAAGAUGGUCUCUGCGCAUGGGCUCGAUCUCACUCAUCAGACGCUCAGAAAUACAGCAGAGUUACUCGAGCGCGACAACAGCAGAGCAGACCGCGAGAGGCUCGACAGAGUGAAGAAAGCACUAGACCCCGUCUCUGCAUCCGGCCGCGUCUUUUCCGCGAUCAACGAGACUCGGAUGCCUGGAUCGGGCAGCUGGAUUGAAGACAGGAUCCGGUCCUGGGCACAGGGACCCGAGCCUCUCCUUUGGAUCCACGGCGGCCCUGGCGUGGGCAAGUCGUACAUGGCGUCAAAAAUCAUCAGCGAUCUCGCGGCAGAACCGUCCAGCCCAACAGCGCCCAUCGUCACAUCGUUCUUCUUCAAGAGCAACGAUGUGGAUCUGCGCUCCGUUAACAAAGCGUUGCGGACGCUGGCAUGGCAAGCAGCUGUCCAGCGCUCGGCCUUUGCAGCGCAUGCGGAGGAGUUCUGUCUGAAAGAAGACCCAGACAACAGCUACGUUGUCUGGAGGAAACUGUUGCUCGACUCGGGCGCCAGAAUGUGCCUUGUCAUUGACGGUAUCGAUGAGGCAGAACCAGAGGAGCGAGAGGUCCUUUGCAGCCUACUGGAGAGCACAUAUACGACAGGGGGGCCUCCAUCAAUCCGAGUCGUACUCUUGAGCAGGGACUCUGUGCGCGGCGUGCUCGAAGAGCACUCUCUUGGCUGGAUUCCCGAAAUCGAAAUCACCAACAGCCAGAACCAGGACGACCUCGCUAGAUACGUCACUCAGAAGCUGCAGAAGACCAGGUUGUUUCGCGGUUCUCCAGACUUUCAAGCCGAGAUUGCCCGGGAUAUAUGUGGGCAAGCAGAAGGCCUCUGGGAAUGGGCGAACCUGGUGAUAAAAUCGGUUUUAAGCUGUCGGACCAAGGAACAGAUUCGCAAGGUGGUCCUGACGAUGCCCCGAGGCAUCAGCGCAAUGUUGCAGGCAGAGCUGAAGCGCCUGGCUAAAGAGUUAUCGUCGAAUGAACUGCGCGACGAGCUAUCUGAGGAAGCAAUGGCGACGCAGAUUCACGAGCUCAACAUUCUGCUUUCAAUUGUGACAAAGGCUCAGAAACCGCUGACGGUGGAGCAGCUCGACCUGAUCUUGGAGGCCAUCCUUGGAGAGGAGGUCCUGAAUCUCGAAGACGAUCUCCGAACGGUAUACUCGUCCCUGUUCUCGCUGCGGUCCGCUGGGGAUGAAGACGAAGACGACGCGGUCAUUGUCACUCUGCGGCAUAAUUCUUUUUACGAAUUCUUUAGUAGGCCUGUGGGCGCUGGAUCCAUCCAGGUCGACCUGGACCAAGCUGAAGCGUCCUUUGUAUUUGUCUUGCUCUACGCUCUCCAGAGAAACGAGGCACCCAUAUCCAAAAGGCUUCUAUGGCCGCUCAAGAGAUAUGCUCAGCAGUUCCUACCGCUGCAUCUCUCGCGUGCAACCCCAGAGAAAGCAGCAAAUCUAGAAGAAAUACAAGCUCUGCUUGCCGCUCUAUUCACCGAGGAGCCGGCAUUCAAUCCCCACCACUGGCUGAUUGAAAACGUCUCUGUGACUCGCUUCUCUGAAUACCACUCCUAUCCGUCGUCCCUACCAACAGAGAUCGCCUACUACUGGUGGAAUACUCGAGAUCGUGAUAUGGCAAACGAGAGGGCAGAGCUGGUCCUGAAAUGGCUGUCCCCGGACACGAAACAGCUCUUGCAGGACUGUGCUCGGUCUUCGAAGGUGGCAAGCGAUGUUUGUCCCUUCACGGUGCUUUUUUCUAAUUUGGCAGAGUCUUUCUCCCGGCUUUGGCUCGUUCCCAAAGACAUAGAAGACGAGGAUGGACUACCAGAGCUCCUCUCCAUCAUGUUAUUUGUGUACACUCAAAUGGCAGUUGCUGAGCCCACCUCCGAUGAGAGGCUUACGGGGUUAUUCUCCGGUCUGGAGCCUCGCAAGUUGCUGCAUACUGCCCAGACGCUGCAUCUCGAGACGACGCCCAUUUGGCAUGCUCGGCUCGCCCAGGCGAUGCUCCUGCAUCAGAAUUACGCGGCAGCCCUCGAAAGGUUCCAAAUCGCUCUCGACGAACAUCACAGGAAGCCUGUAUUGAGCAAGCAAGCGCUCUCUGUGGUUCAUAGAGACAUGGCGCGUACAUGUACCAAGGUCUGGAGGUACAAGGAAGCAUUAGAACACUCUGAUCUGGCCGAAUCGCUGCUCGACUCCCAGAACCGUGGCUGCCUGGAUCCUAUCAACAAACUGCUGAACCGUGCGCAAAUGGAGCAACUUGCGGGCCUGACCGACAAGGCUGUUGCCACCACAAAUGAGGCCUGGAAGGCAUUCGUCGAACAAAAGGAUGAAUACCGAGACAGGGAUAUGCUGCAUUCGUUCUUUUGGAUCUUUUUGCAGCUGCACCAGACGCAUCGUGUUCAAGAUGCGUUCGAUUUUACCGUUUCCCUUCCAUGGACCGAAAAGGCUGAUUUGGUCGGAUUCCUUGCUUUAACAAUCAAUUUGGCGCCCCGGCUAAUGUAUCGUGUUUUUCACUAUGCGCUGAUGCGGGACGAUGGGAAGUAUAUUGACCUUGUUUCCUUAGUUCAAGCCAGAAUCGCGGCAAGAGAGACUCGACCCGAUAACCUGGUGGCGGCGAAAUACCUACUGGCGUUACUGCUUUUCGAGCACGGCCUGGUCAACGCAGGGAUCCAAGCUUGGUACGAAGUCAUCUCCCUUGACAACCCCGGCCGGGGUAUCGAGGCGGCUCAGGCGUGGUCAGCAAGUCGCUUAGCAGCCGUGUGUCUUUCCCGUCCAGAGGUCCCGUUCUGCGUAAAGGCCCCUUUGAGAUUAGACGAAAAGGCUGAAUCGGGUGAUAUCUGCUUGGGUGAUAUCGCGAACGCUAGAGAAGCUCUCAGCGGUCGUGUGAAGAGAAGCAUCCACCUGCUGUCGGAUGAUCGUCCUUCCAACGACGAGGAGCUUAGGAGCCUCUUCAGGACAUUCCUCGUUGCUGCAGACAGCGACGAAGAUCGUAACGGGGCCUUGUACCUGCUCAAGGCCUGGCAUAGGGACUGUCAGCGACAGACGAAGCGGCAUCGUCCCGAUGACGAUGACGAAACUGAAGCAUCGGAUGAUGAAGAUGAUUUCCCAUCCUCGGUCGCCCAGCUCGCCGAGUGUUCAUGCUGCAAGCGUGAGAUGAGCUCGAUAUGCCACUGGUACUUCUGUCGCUCGUGCCCCUUGACGGCCCUUUGUCGACGGUGCUACCAUGAUAUCCAGGCGGCGGCAUCCCAUUCCCAUCCUAGGGGUAUCUGCGAUCCGCAGCACGAGUUUUAUUACACCGGCCCUGCACUUCGUGCCUCCGAACGCCUGCCGGAGGGGAUGAUGGUGCUCGAAAGUUCUGAUGGUAAGAGGCAGACGAUACGGAUUGCCGACUGGAAGGAGAAGUUCUCGCAGGAAUGGAGGGCCGCGGAUCCUGUCUUUGAGGGAGGACUGUCGGCCUGGUGUAUGCAAGCAUUGCCGGAGCCACAGAGAUCUCGGUGGGGAACGUUUUUUACGUAAUUGUUGGCUGCUUUGUAUAUGACGUAUGUAGUAGUGGUAGAAUCCGCCCAUAUGAAGCAGAAGCGGGGGAAUAUAUAUAAGCGACACAAAUAGCGACAAAUUUGAGUAACCUGCACAAUGUGAAAAACAGAACUUGGAUUUAAUCUUCAU
Aspergillus versicolor CBS 583.65 is the source of this 4287-nucleotide messenger RNA. Its product is annotated as NACHT domain protein. Lineage: Eukaryota; Fungi; Ascomycota; Eurotiomycetes; Eurotiales; Aspergillaceae. The record is from RefSeq and is a predicted model, not a curated record. Gene Ontology annotation, molecular function: protein binding. The coding region runs from base 1 to 4137 and encodes 1378 amino acids. The transcript is spliced from 2 exons.